UGGUGCUCACUAGGUAUACAGGUACUUAUGCCUUUGCUCUUGAUGAAGGGGCACUGAUGCGUAGCGAAAUUGACCAUACGAGUCCUCCAUGUGGCCCCAUUACUUAUCCGUGCCGGAAUGUCACCCGCUUGAUGGUGCCCUUGAUCCUUGAUGUGAUCACUAGUAUUUUCCUACGGCCCGUCAUCCUUAGAAUAGCUCUUGACGGCGAAAAUGCGUAUUACCGUUCUGGUGAGCUUAUAUACAAGUCGGCUCAAGUGACGUCCACAGGAUGGAAGAUACUCUGCACGACUCCCCCUCGACAGGCACUUCUUUGAAGGAGGAGAUCGACCAUAUUAAUAAUACGGAAAUCUCAGAUGAUGAGAAAGCUCACCUUGAAGGGACUGUCUGGAGGAAGUUAGACAGAUGGGUGCUGCCAGUCUGCACUAUCUUCUAUCUCCUCUCUUUCCUUGACCGGAGUAAUAUCGCAAAUGCUCGAGUCGCUGGGAUGCAGACUAGUCUCAAAAUGUCCAACUACCAGUACAGUAUUGCUCUGACCAUGACAUAUGUACCGUACAUCGCAGCAGAAUUCCCUUCGAACUUGCUGUUGAAGUAUGUGGGACCACAGUGGAUGCUGCCAGCCAUGGUCACUAUAUGGGGUCUUGUGGCAACCAUGCAAGGUAUCGUGAAGAGUUACUCGGGCCUACUUGCUUGUCGAUUCUUCUUGGGUCUCAUGGAAGGCGGUCUAUUCCCUGGUCUUGUGCUCUAUAUGUCGUUCUUCUAUCCCAGAGAGAGAUUGCAAAUCAGGAUUGCCACGUUCUUUGCUUCCGCAUCGCUCUCUGGUGCCUUCUCUGGUCUGCUGGCAGCUGGCAUCAUGAAUAUCGACGGGAGAGGUGGGAGGCCUGGUUGGGCUUGGAUUUUCAUUAUCGAGGGAAUUUUUACGUUGUUGUUUGGAUGUAUAUCCUUCUUUGUCCUUCCCAGCUCCCCGACUACCGCGGCCUUUUUAUCUGAGAAGGAGCGCAACUAUGUGGUUUCUAGACUGAAGGCAGACGGCGCUCUUGCUGGCGACGACAAGAAUGAUCGAUUCAGCUGGACUGAGGUAAUUCGGUGCUGUCAGUCAGUUCACGUCUGGAUGUUGGCGCCUGUCCUGUUUUUCCUCGGUACGACCUUGUAUGGCCUUGCAUACUUUGAGCCCUCAAUCGUCGCUGGCCUCGGUUACACUGGUAAUAAAGCCCAGCUGAUGAGUGCGCCGCCCUUCGCAGUGGCGUUUGUAGUCUCAAUGAUCAGUGCGGCGAUCUCGGAUCGGUAUGGAUGUCGUGGCUUCAUGCUUAUCUUCUUCUCGCUUUGUAAUCUUAUCGGAUUCGUCAUAUUCCAUGCGAGCAAAUCAAAUCACAUUCGUUAUGGAUCUCUCUUCUUAACCGUUAGUGGCAACUACUGUGGCGCUCCGCCAGUCAUCACAUGGGUUGCAAAUAACAGCGCGCCACAUGUCAGACGAGCAACUUCUGUCGCUAUUGCUUUCAUCAUGACCAACGCGGGCGGCAUCCUGGCCACCUGGCUCUUAGGCUCCUUGUCUCCCGCACCCAACUAUACAAAAGCUACCGUCACCUUCAUUAUCAUGUCAGCUGGCAUGGUGGUACUCUCCAGUGUUAACCUUGCGUAUCUAUGGCACCAAAACCGCCUGAAGGCACAAAGGCGGCAACUUGUGGCCCCAGAGGACGAACCCGAGGAUCUGGGUGAUAAAAGCGCAUGGUUUGUCUAUAACUUGUAGAAUACCUGCUGAAAAAGGACGGACUAUUUAAGAUCAGGACGUA
Messenger RNA from Suillus paluster, 1787 nucleotides. RefSeq names its product major facilitator superfamily domain-containing protein. The transcript is spliced from 14 exons. Gene Ontology annotation, biological process: transmembrane transport. Gene Ontology annotation, molecular function: transmembrane transporter activity. Gene Ontology annotation, cellular component: membrane. The record is from RefSeq and is a predicted model, not a curated record. The coding region runs from base 269 to 1744 and encodes 491 amino acids. Lineage: Eukaryota; Fungi; Basidiomycota; Agaricomycetes; Boletales; Suillaceae.